Parastagonospora nodorum SN15 is the source of this 936-nucleotide messenger RNA. RefSeq lists its product as hypothetical. The transcript is spliced from 4 exons. The record is from RefSeq and is a predicted model, not a curated record. NCBI's taxonomy places the organism in Eukaryota, Fungi, Ascomycota, Dothideomycetes, Pleosporales, Phaeosphaeriaceae. Bases 1 to 936 code for a protein of 311 amino acids.
AUGUCUUCAACACGCAGAUCUCCUUCAACAUUUACGCGCCCUGUGCUUCCUCCAUCAACGACAAGUGCGCCCCCCGCGCUCGCAAACCCCCUUUCCACCACUUCGUCGUCGUCCUCCUCCUCCUUCCCCACCACUGUCAGUUCUUCGGAGUCUGCAAGCAUAACUCAUCGGCCAUUCAAGUUUGGCGUCGAGUUUGAAUUCAUACUCCGACCCAAGGCUAUUGCUGAGCUAGAUUCCGACCUCACUCUCCCUGAAUCUGACGCCAGUAAUUCCGAUGACAAACGGGACUAUUCGCAUUGGAAUGCCACUCUGGACGGUUGGGUGUCCAAGAAGCAUAUCCUGGAUGGAUUUUACCCUGUCGAAGUCAUUUCCCCGAUCAUUAUUGCAAAUGAAAAAUGGCGUUCCACCGUCGACAAGUUCUGGUCUGUUAUGCAAAGCCACUUCACUUUUCGUCGCGAUGCCUCCUGUGGCUUCCAUCUCCACGGGUCACCGGGCUUACGUAGGGCGCUGCAUGUCAUCAACAAUGCCGAUCGUGACACACUGGUCAACUAUAUGUGUCCGGAUAAGUGCCGUGCUUGGAACUUCUUGCCAGCCAAGGACACAGGCCAUGGAAGCGUCGAAUUCCGAAGACCUCCUGGCGUGGUCAAUUCCAAGAAGAGCAAACACUGGAUUGCAUUCGCCAUGGCUUUUAUUGAAAUGGCAAUGCAGCAAGGUACAUCCAUCGAACAGCUCGGCAAUCAGCGUCCAGCUAGACAAGAUAACUUCGAUGCUCUGCUUCUUGGUGCGGCUCGGUCGAUUGACGAAUAUGCGACUCUAGAUGCGAGGCUCUAUCAGUCAGAUGAGCCGACAUCCCUCCAUAUCACCAUGAUGAAUGAUCAACAGCUCGGGUACUUAUUACGAAUCGACAAGGACUAUCUAGUCAAUGCUGGGAUCUGA